This is a messenger RNA of Penicillium alfredii, 525 nucleotides long. RefSeq lists its product as uncharacterized. Gene Ontology annotation, biological process: carbohydrate transport; transmembrane transport. NCBI's taxonomy places the organism in Eukaryota, Fungi, Ascomycota, Eurotiomycetes, Eurotiales, Aspergillaceae. The transcript has a single exon. Gene Ontology annotation, molecular function: carbohydrate:proton symporter activity. Bases 1 to 525 code for a protein of 174 amino acids. The record is from RefSeq and is a predicted model, not a curated record. Gene Ontology annotation, cellular component: membrane.
AUGGCAGGCCGUCGCACCAUCCACGUUUGUGGCCUCGCCAGUCUCUUCGUGCUGUUGAUCGUCACGGGUUCGUUAUCCUUCGCACCGGGCGCCAACAGCGCUGCAAAAUGGGCUAUCGGCGUGAUGUUGAUUAUCUUUACCUUUUGCUACGACAUCACCGUCGGUCCGGUCACAUACUCAUUGGUCUCGGAGCUCUCUUCGACCCGGCUCAAAGCCAAGACCAUUGUGCUUGCCCGCGCUCUGUACAAUGUCAGCAACAUUGUUGUUAACGUGCUGACCAACUACCAGCUGAGCUCCGUUGCGUGGAACUGGGGCGCCCGUAGUGCAUUCUUCUGGGCUGGUACAUGUCUUGUGAGUUUGAUCUGGGCGUUUUUCCGUCUGCCCGAGCCCAAGGGGCGGACUUAUGGGGAGCUUGAUCUGCUGUUUGAGCGGGGUGUGUCAGCGCGCAAGUUUGCGACAACUUCGGUUGACCCGUAUGAGGGCGAGGUGACGGAGGUGCGUGAGGACCAUGUCGACAAGGACUGA